AUGUUAUACUCACUCAGCUACGAGGGGCUACAGACCGAGGAGCUGCCAGCCAAGGGCCCUUGCUGCGGGCCUUCCCUGGAUGGUACCUACUCUAACGUAUGUGGGCCAUCCAAUUCUCCAUCGCCGUCUCUCUCUUCUUCUUCUUCGGCACUCACUUCCGUUGCACAGGACGCAGGUGCAUCAGAAACUGGCCUGUUAGCAUCCUACAUUAAUGGCGCAGAUUUGGGUGGAUACACUUCAAACAAUCUUGCUUAUUAA
Protopolystoma xenopodis is the source of this 258-nucleotide messenger RNA. Lineage: Eukaryota; Metazoa; Platyhelminthes; Monogenea; Polystomatidea; Polystomatidae. The record is from the annotation of a GenBank genome assembly.